ACGAUGAUGCGCUGCGUCGGCCUCGUGGCCGCCGCGGCCUACGUCGCCAACGCCCUCGUGGCGCCGCCGCGGGCCGUGCGACGGCUAUCGGGCGCCCUGAACGUCCUCGGGGAGCGGACGCUGUCCGAGGAGAAGGUCCAGGGCCUCGACGGCGUCAACGCGAUGAAACUCGCGUCGGACCACCUGCGCCACCCGCUCGUCGAGGACCUCGGGGACCUCGAGACGAUCUCCAUCAGCCACGACAGCUACAACCUGCUCAAGUUCCACGGGUCCUACCAGCAGGACGACCGGGAGAAGCGGAAGAAGGGCGCAGAGAAGGCGUGGCAAUUCAUGUUGCGCCUCAAGGUGCCCGGCGGCGAGGUGCCCGGCCCGCUCUUCAAGGUCCUCGACGACCUCUGCAUGGACUACGGCCAGCAGGACCUGCGCAUGACGACGCGCCAGGCCUUCCAGAUGCACGGCAUCUCCAAGGCCAACCUCAAGCACGUCAUCCGCACGAUCAUGGAGGCGGGGUCGACGACGAUCGGCGGCUGCGGCGACAUCAACCGCAACGUCAUGCUCCCGCCGGCGCCCAUCGACGACCCGAAGCGGCCCUGGUACAAGGAGGCGCGGCGCGUCGGCGCCAUCUGCGCGGAGCUCUUCGUGCCGCAGACCGAGGCGUUCUCCGAGAUCUGGUGCGACGGCGAGAAGCUCGCGUCCGUGCAGUACUGGAAGCGCCACAUGCUCGACGACGUGCCCUCCGUCGCCGCCUUCGACCAGGCCGCCGAGCAGGCCUGCGACGACCGGGUCCAGGGCUGGAUGCGGAGCGUCGACGGCAACGGCAUCAACCUCGACCAUCCCGUCGAGCCCAUCUACGGCGACACGUACCUGCCGCGCAAGUUCAAGAUCGGCGUCACCGUCGAGGGCGACAACUCCAUCGACGUCUACAUCAACGAUAUCGGCAUCAUCGUCCUCGAGGACGGGUCCGGCUACAACGUCGCCGUCGGCGGCGGGCUCGGCCGCACGCACGGCAAGGAGACGACGUUCGCGCGCGCGGCCCACGAGAUGUGCUUCGUGCCCGAGGAGCAGCUCGUGCUCGUGCUCAAGGCCAUCGUCGCCGCCCAGCGGGACCACGGCAACCGCGAGGUCCGCGCGAACGCGCGGCUCAAGUACCUCGUGCACACGCUCGGCGAGGCCAACUUCAAGUCCCUCGUCGAGUCCUACCUCGGCUUCGAGCUCGCGGACCCCAAGCCGAGCAAGCCCUGGCGCUACAGCGACUGGAUGGGCUGGCACGACGCCGGCGACGGGUCCCUCUUCGUCGGCAUCAACGUCGACCAGGGCCGCAUCCGCGACUUCGCGACGCCGCAGACCGCGGGCGCGAAGCCCCAGCUGCGCACCUUCCUCCGCGAGGCCGUGGAUUUGUACGGCGUCGACAUCAUCCUGAGCCCGACGCAGUCCAUGAUCCUCCAGAACGUGAAGCCGGGCGACAAGGCGGCGAUCGACGCGUUGAUGGCGAAGCACGACGUGCUGCCCAUCGAGGCCGUGGACCCGCUCCAGCGCCUCUCCAUGGCCUGCCCGGCGCUGCCCCUCUGCGGCCUCGCGGUCACGGAGGCCGAGCGCUACAUGCCGAAGAUGAUCGAGCGCGUCCGCAACGUGCUCGACCACGUCGGCCUCCACGACGACGAGAUCAUGAUGCGCAUGACGGGCUGCCCCAACGGCUGCGCGCGGCCCUACAUGGCCGAGCUCGCCUUCGUCGGCGACGGCAAGGCGUCCUACCAGCUCUACGUCGGCGGCUCGCCCGUGCUCACGCGCGUCGGCUUCGAGUACAAGGAGCGGUGCAAGGUGAAGACGAUGGAGCACUCGCUCGAGCCCCUCUUCGCCAUGUGGCGCGACCAGCGCGUCGACGAGGCCGAGGCCUUCGGCGACUUCGCCCAGCGCGUCGGCCAGCCCGCGCUCGCGGCCUUCGCGGCGGACUACGCCUGCACGUCCGAGAUCAACGCGGACCUCGCCAAGUCCAUCAACACGGGCAACGCUGCUGAAGACGAAACCUCCGGCGCGGGCAUGACGGACUCGCUGGGCAGCCUCGUGGAGAACCUGCGGCCGCACCCGAGCUCGCUGCGGAAGCAGGUCGAGGCGCGGCACAAGAGCGCGGGCGAGUUCAGCUUCUAUGGCCCCGCGGGCAGCGACUUCGGCCAGUCGCUCUGCAAGCCGCGGACGCGCGACGCGGGCCACUUCUCGCCGGGCCCCGCGCGGUACAACUACCUCCACAUGACGCCGGAGCUGGUCACGCGCCUCAACCAGCACCGCGCGAAGCAGCAGGACUGGCCGAGCUCGGCGAACUUCAACACGUCCGACAUCCAGAGCAAGUUCACCUUCGAGCAGUCGCGGCCCUUCUUCGACCCGCUGCCGAACUCGUGCCAGUCGACGAUCAGGGAGCGGCUCCGGCGGCACAACCCAAACCAGCCGUGA
Molecule: messenger RNA, 2445 nt
Organism: Aureococcus anophagefferens
Lineage: Eukaryota; Pelagophyceae; Pelagomonadales; Pelagomonadaceae
Gene: SIR1
Exons: 5
Coding region: 4-2445 (813 amino acids)
Molecular function (GO): oxidoreductase activity; heme binding; iron-sulfur cluster binding
Source: RefSeq, a predicted model, not a curated record